CAGAGGAAGCCAAGCUGUUACUUCAGUUUCUGAGGCAAGACCAAAGCAUUGAUAAAUCGAUGUGUGAUGCUAUCCGGGAGGAAGCCUGCUGCAUUCUGCAGGACAUGUGCACUGAAGCUUUUGGUGCUAAUGCGAAGAACAGCUUUGUUGCUGCUGGUGAUGGAGUAGAGGAAUCUACAUGCAGGAUCAACACUGUCGGAAAAUCGCCUUGUCGUGAAUCUAAUGACAAGGAAGAUCCUAAAAGGGAGUUAGCAAGUGAAGGGUGCACAGAAAAGAUAGCGCUGAACGGGAAGGAGGGUAAUAUGGAGAAUGGGAUCAAGGAAAACACGGAGAAAACCGACAACUACACGCCUAGUGGCAAGGACAAUCGGGUACCAGCAGCCACUGAUUCUGAGAGUGUCACAUCCCUGACCGCACCUGCUGCCAUGGAGCAUAGGGACUUGACAGAGAGGGCUGAUGUUAAAGCCAGUGCUCCUGCACUUCCUCCUGCUCCUGAGAGCACCAAAUUGACUGUAGAGGCGAAGAUCGACAUGAUCUUCGGCAUGGUAAUAGGGAUGGCUAAGGACAUUGCGAUCAUUAAGGGGAGUCUGGAGAAGAUGCAUGCAACGCCGAGAGAAGCGAGUGAAGUGCCGGUAGGAUCUGAAUUUGGAGAUUCGGGUGUUCGCACUCCCUCGCAUCGAUCUUCUUGCGGCUCGGACAACACGGAGUUCACCAUGGUUGACUUUGAUUUCGCCAAGGACUAGACUCAGCUUGCAUCAUCCUCGUGCACCACUACAACUCCACCAUCAUGAUGAACGGUAAAAUCGAAAGAAAUGGCAAACAAAAUCAAAAAAAUUCGAGAUUUUGAUAAGUCUUAGCUCGUCUAGUAGUAGUUAUUUUAUAAGUUAGAAGACUUGGAUUUUGUUCAUA
This is a messenger RNA of Triticum aestivum (bread wheat), 909 nucleotides long. RefSeq lists its product as uncharacterized. Lineage: Eukaryota; Viridiplantae; Streptophyta; Magnoliopsida; Poales; Poaceae. The transcript is spliced from 2 exons. Bases 60 to 743 code for a protein of 227 amino acids. The record is from RefSeq and is a predicted model, not a curated record.